AUGGAUUGGGCGGCUGAGGUGGAAAGGAUUACACAUGGCCAUGGGGCAGACCACAUUAUUGAAGUGGCCGGUAUUCAGACAUUGCCGCAGUCGUUGCGGGCAGCUGCGUGGAACGGGAUGAUCCACUCCGUUGGCCAUAGUACUAACAUGUCUGAUGAGAAGAAAGAGUCUGCCCCUGAUGCUUCGGCAUUCUUCCUUGACAAGCCAUACACCCUGCGACGGGUCAUUGUUGGCUCGAGGGAGCAGUUUCAAGGUAUGCUGGCCUGCUUCACUGCACAUUCUAUCCGCCCGGUCAUAAACAGAGUCUUCGAGUUUGAAAAGGCACAGAAAGCAUACCAUUAUUUGUGGGAUUCGUCGCAUAUUGGGAAGAUCGUUAUUCGCAUUCCAUAG
Messenger RNA from Aspergillus pseudotamarii, 390 nucleotides. RefSeq lists its product as uncharacterized. The record is from RefSeq and is a predicted model, not a curated record. The coding region runs from base 1 to 390 and encodes 129 amino acids. The transcript has a single exon. NCBI's taxonomy places the organism in Eukaryota, Fungi, Ascomycota, Eurotiomycetes, Eurotiales, Aspergillaceae.